Tinamus guttatus (white-throated tinamou) is the source of this 687-nucleotide messenger RNA. The record is from RefSeq and is a predicted model, not a curated record. Lineage: Eukaryota; Metazoa; Chordata; Aves; Tinamiformes; Tinamidae.
AGUGGCAACAUGAAUUCAUAGAUGACGAGUAGGAUGCCAAAGCCAGAGAUGACUGUGCUCUUGAAGAAAUGCUGGGUAGAGCAAAAAGAUGAUCAUGGGAACAGCAAUGGCAGUCAUGUAAAAAUCUUUUUACCGAAGAAGCUGCUUGAAUGUCUACCAAAAUGUUCAAGUCUACCGAAGGAGAGGCACCGCUGGAACACUAAUGAGGUAGUUACAUUUUUUAUUUAUUCUCAUGUGAAAGGGAAGAAUAAUCCAGCUCCCACCCCGGAGCCCGGCCGUGGCCCCGGGCAGCCCCGCGCCUGCUCCAAGCGCCCGCUCCACAUCCCGCGGGAAGCGCGAGCUCCGCAGGGCGCUCCGGGCUCCGGACACGCUGAUGUUGCUUCAGGGUGCGAACGUGCUUCUCCCUGUGAAAAGAUGCGAUCUGGGCGCGGGAUAGAGGCGAGGCGGGAGCGAGGGCCUCCAGAGCCGGGGCUUGCUCGGGGCCGCGCGUUCCUCUCCCUGCGCGUUGACGUCCCGAGCGUUGUCCGUCCGGGCGCUCCGCUGCGCGCCGGCCGCGGAGGCAGGGAGCUGAUCGCGGCUCUGCGCUCCGAGGAGCUGCAAGCAGUAAAUGCUGAAAGCCGCGGCGAAAGCGGAGCUGCAGCUCCGACUUGGAGCGGGAACAGCUCUGGAGAGCUUGCCAGGGACUGA